CCAAUUCACACCCGAUGUCAUCAUGUGUCAGAUUUGGCCUUCAAUUACUGUGGUUUCUCGCAAUUUGUGAGGGUUUUGCAAUGUCCGAGUGAAGUGAUACACGCGAAAUCGAUGCUGUGACAAUUGACUGACUUACUCGUGUUAAAAUGACAUCGAGAAGUAAAAAUGCAGUACGAAGUUACGAGACUGAAAUUGAAAAGAGUCGGGAGGAGUCUAAUUGGAAGAAGGCUGUGGAGUUGGCUCAGCAGCUCAAGGCCAGGUCACCACAACAUGAAAGUCUUGCACAUUUUCUCAUUGGAGAAGGAAAGUUGGAAGCCUAUCUUGAGGAGUGUGCACCCAUCAAGGAGAAUGUUGAAAGGGCUCAGCGAGAGCUUUCAGAGGCCCGUGGCUACCUGACACUGGCUACAGAUGAGGCAGGGAAGAAGGCUGGAGUAGCUCUCGAUUCCCAUUUAUUAUUAGGGAAGUUAAAUUAUGCCUGUGGAGCCUAUGACGAUGCCUUAAAACACUAUAAACUGGCAGAAUUGAAUACCUUGACGGAGAAGGAACUGCCUGUCCGAAGCCUUCGUAUAGUAGCCGAGUCGUAUGCCAUCAAGGGCUUGUGCUUAGAACAAACUGCGUUACCAGGCUCUACAAGUCGAUACAAACAGGCAGAGAGGGAAUCUGAGAUGAUCCGCAGCUUCGAGGUGUCGUCGGAGCUGAGCCUGCUGUACCUGCAGCGCUGCGCGCGCUGCGCCGGCGCCACGCUGGAGGCCGCGCUGCUGCGCGCGCCGCUGCUGCACAUCCGCGCCGGCCGCCUGCACGCCGCCAUCGACAGGUAUCGCGAAAUGCUGACGGCCGUCGAGUCGGUGUCGACGCAGGCCUUGCGCCUCACGCUCGCCAGGCAGCUCGCCGAGGUGCUCAUGAGGGGCGUCACGGGACAGGUUUACCAGGCGCCCCGGAAGGUGGCGGCUCCCUCGCAGUUGCAGGGCACGCUAACGAGGAGAAGGGAGGAGUACGUCUCGGAGGGACCGUGGAAGCCGAAGAAGUACGCUGGGAUCAAUCAGUUCGUGCCGCGAAACGAGUACGAGGAGGUGCUGCUGCUGCUGCUGGUGGGCGAGGCCAUGGCGGUGCGCGACGCCGUGCUGUCGCAGAGCGGAGAGUUCUCCGCCGCGCGCGACCACUCGCUGCAGAACGCCGUGGCCGUGGCCGACCUGCUGGCGCUGGCCGCCGUGCGCUGGGGGCAGCUGGCGCUCGUCAUCGAGUCGCUGGAGCGCGCGAUGAAGUUCUCGUUCGGUUGCGCGCACAUCUGGCGGCAGCGCGCGCUGGCCACGGCGGCGGCCGCGCGCGCCGCGCCCGCGCCCCCCGCGCCGCCGCUGCCAGGCAGCGCGGCGUGGGGCGCCAGCGUGCGCGCGCUGGGCGUGUGCCGGCGGGCGGCGCCGCUGCUGCGGCACGACGCCGCGCUGCGCCUGCUGGCCGCCAGCACGGCCUACCGCGCCGGCUGGAUAGAGGAGGGAAUCGAGUUGGCGGAGGAGGCGCUGUCGAUAGAGGAGGCUCGGGGCGGCGUGUUGUUGGCGCGCUGCUAUCUCUACUGCGGAAUCGGACGACAAUCGAAAGCACAGAAAACGAAUUCUCGCAUUGAGAAGGAAGCAGAUAACGACACCAGUCUAAGGAUGCUGCUGAAGUCAGUGGAGCUGGACGACAACGACCACCUGGCGUUCUAUCACCUGGCGCUGCAGUAUAUUCACCUGGGGAUGUUGAACGAGGCGAUGGACGCGACGCGCGCGUGCCUGCGGGCGCGCAGCGAGUGCGGCGGCGGCCUGCGGCUGGCGGCGGCGCUGUGGGGCGCGGCGUGCGCGGGCGUGCGCGGGCGCCGCGCGCUGGCGGCCGCGCGCCUGGCGCACCACCACUACCCCGGCGCCGAGUGGCCGCUCGCCAGCCUGGCCGCGCUGCAGCUCGUGUGGGAGAGCGGCGAGGCAGCUCUCGCUACCGGUAAGGAGCUCCUGAAGCUCUUGAACGGCGCGGACGGCGAGGUGGACACGGAACAUACGAACGGGUACGCCGAGCUCGACGCGCUGUCGGACUCGCAACACGACGACACGCACAGCAACAGAGACGCCGCGUCCAUCCGGGCGGAGUCGGCGGGCGCGUACCGCGUGGAGCGCGCGCUGUCGGAGGGCGCGUCGUCGCAGUCGCAGGCGCAGGCCGCGCCGCGGGCGCGCCCGCCGCUCGCCGAGCACCGCGCGCACGCCUGGCUGCUGCUGGCCGACCUCUGCCUCAGGCUAGGAAGAGUGAACGCGGCGGCGGGAUGCGUGUCGGAAGCGGCGUCGCUGACGCCGUUCAGUCACCUCGUGUUUUAUACGCGCGGCCUCGUGCACGCGGCGGGCGCGGAGUGGCCCGAGGCGCGCACGUGCUUCCAGAACGCGCUCGCCAUCCACCCCACGCACCUCGACAGCAUCGUGCAGCUCGGCGCCACGUACUACUCGCUGGGCUGGCUGCGGCUGGCGGAGCGCACGCUGCGCGAGGCGGGCGCGCUGCAGCCGUCGCGCGCCGACACGUGGCGGCGCCUGGCGCUGGUGCUGGCGGCGCUGGGCGAGCCGGGCGCCGCCGCCGACGCGGCCGCCGCGGCGCUGGCGCUGCACCCGCUGCUGCCGCUCGCCGCGCCGCCCGCCGCGCACCUGCCGCUCUGAGCGCCGGAUCAUACUCAGUUCCGCUAGAUGCGAGCGAUUCGACUGCCAGAUGUCUCCCGCGCGCGUGGCGAGUCGGGAGCACGAAAUGUAUUCAUAAGAUGUACUAUAAUUGCCGAAGUGAUCGAAUUACUAUGCAGGUGCUCUAGCAGCGCGCAGCACCGCGUACUUUUGGUUCGCAACGUUAAAUAAGACAACUCGAACCGAUCGCGGUUUAAAAACUAUGCAAUAAGUCCACUGUGUCCUAACAAAGUAUGUAAUGUUACAUAUUAGUUUAUUUAGGGUGCAACAAGAUAUACGUUUAAUACUUAACACGACACGAAUGCUACGAGAUGAAUCGUCUUCACGCCGAGCUGCUCGGACAUUUCCCAAAUAGUGUAUAAACCUUAAAUUUUCAAAAUUGUCGACGUGAAAACAAAUUAUUCAAUUAUUUAAAUACGUCUUCCUUAUUAGCGAAAUAUCAUAAUUGUUGGUGUCCUUAAAUUAUCUUAGGAAUACAAGUUGUAUAUCUGAUUGGUGGUGGGGCGGGGGGUUUGAUAAGCAAGCCCACCACUGCACAGCUACCACUAUUGAACAAAUCAAAGAAAAUAUUUACCAGAUAACUUGACUUCGGCUUACGGCUUGGUUUAACACGAGUGCGUACAAUAUUUGUAUCCGCAACACGUCGCCAAAUGCUACUUUCCCUUAUAAAUAUGAUUCUGUUACUGGAACCCAUUAGGUCAUUUGAAACGAUCAAUGUAUUCCUCUUGUAUAUAGAUUUUUUGAAUAUUUAACUAUCUUGAAUACAUUAAACAUUUACACUUUAUUUGUAUGACAAUAAGGU
Molecule: messenger RNA, 3486 nt
Organism: Vanessa tameamea
Lineage: Eukaryota; Metazoa; Arthropoda; Insecta; Lepidoptera; Nymphalidae
Gene: Ttc7
Product: tetratricopeptide repeat protein 7B
Exons: 18
Coding region: 147-2666 (839 amino acids)
Biological process (GO): protein localization to plasma membrane; phosphatidylinositol phosphate biosynthetic process
Cellular component (GO): plasma membrane
Molecular function (GO): protein binding
Source: RefSeq, a predicted model, not a curated record